AUGUCCGCCGCUGCAAAGAGAUCCCUCAGUAGCACCGGCAGGUCCAUCAGUCCGCCUGCGUUGAGGAGGAAAGUUUCACACACAGCUGAGGAAGAUGCACACGUGGCCAGCACAUGGCCUGCACAUCUAGGCCAGCUUCGAAUUUUCAGUUGGAAUGUCAAUGGCGUCGGUCCACUGCUUCAGACGCCCCUGUCCUUCGGCCCUGGUUCCCUGUCCCCGCUGCGAUCAUUUUUGAAACGCCAUCAGUGGCCUCAGCUGCUAUGUCUACAAGAAGUCAAAGUGAGCUCCAAAGACGUCGGAACCCAAAGACAGCUGCAUCAGGCUGCCAAUCACGGCCACGCUGCUGGAGAACCUACGUACACGGUACAUUUCUCUCUUCCCAGAGACCAGUACAAUGCUACUGGAUUCGGCGGCAAAGUCCAUGGGGUUGCUUCUUUCCUCAGAGACGACUUCGCCUCGGGCGUUCGUGUCACCCGGCGGCCAGAAUGGGACCUCGAAGGUCGAGUUUUGAUACAUGAACACGAGGUCGGCCUGGUCAUCGUCAACGGCUACUGGGUCAACGGAACUUCUAUUCCCUAUCGGGAUCCUGUAACGGGUCAGAUCUCCGGUACCCGACAUGACCACAAGUUGCGUUUUCAUCAACACAUGCUGGAAGAGGUCCUCCAACACGAGGCAGAGGGCCACCAUGUCAUCUUGAUUGGCGACAUGAACGUCGCUAGAUCCCGAAUUGACGGCCACCCAAAUCUACGAACGUCACCUCUGCAACAUGUAAGGAACCGAGCUGACUUCAAUUCCAAGUUUUUCGACGAACCCAAUGGCAUGCGUGGAAUCGAUAUCUUCAGGCACACUCACGGAAACACCAAGAAGUUCACGUAUUACCCGCGUGGAAGUGCUUGGGGCGCGAGCUGUGAUCGAGUGGACCUGAUCAUUAUCAGCCACGCCUUGGUGGAUGACCCGGGCGUUGUCACCGGGACUGACAUUCUGGAUUCUGCAUUAGAGCGUGGGCAUAGCGACCACGUCCCGCUCUGGAUCUCUCUUGAUCUCGCGAAACUGGCUGCGAGGAAUGCGCGACGCUCUGAAUUGCUGGUCGCUUCGGGUUCUACAUGGCUGGCCCCGCGCUCCGGCGAAACGAUAAUCCGGCCAGACUUCCCCUCCUCUUUCACGUGGUGA
Messenger RNA from Cladophialophora immunda, 1170 nucleotides. RefSeq lists its product as uncharacterized. Lineage: Eukaryota; Fungi; Ascomycota; Eurotiomycetes; Chaetothyriales; Herpotrichiellaceae. The coding region runs from base 1 to 1170 and encodes 389 amino acids. Gene Ontology annotation, molecular function: phosphoric diester hydrolase activity; DNA-(apurinic or apyrimidinic site) endonuclease activity; double-stranded DNA 3'-5' DNA exonuclease activity. The record is from RefSeq and is a predicted model, not a curated record. Gene Ontology annotation, biological process: base-excision repair. The transcript has a single exon. Gene Ontology annotation, cellular component: nucleus.